UCUUUCUAGGCAAGUAGGAAAGCGUUGGAUCCUGUUGCUCCAGUCUAUAAGUACUGCCUCAUAUCGGUAUCAAACAUCCUAACCACAACAUGUCAGUAUGAGGCCCUCAAGUAUGUCAGCUUUCCAGUUCAGACUCUUGCUAAGUGUGCCAAAAUGAUACCUGUUAUGAUUUGGGGCACUUUCAUCAUGCAGAAGACAUAUAAGGGUUUUGACUAUCUGGUGGCUUUUCUGGUGACCCUAGGUUGUUCAAUAUUUAUACUGUUUCCGGCAGGAACUGACAUUAGUCCUUACAGCAAAGGAAGAGAAAAUACUGUUUGGGGCGUUUCCCUGAUGCUUGGUUAUCUUGGGUUUGAUGGCUUCACAAGCACAUUUCAAGAUAAACUAUUCAAAGGCUAUGAUAUGGAAAUACACAAUCAAAUAUUCUACACAACAUUGUGCUCUUGUGUUCUCAGCUUGACAGGUCUUAUAUUACAGGGACAUUUGCUUCCAGCUAUAGAUUUUGUUUAUCGUCACAAUGAUUGUUUCUUUGAUAUUGCAUUACUUUCCACUGUAAGUGAUAUUUUGCUGUCCUGUUGUAAGUUUAAUAGCCUCAAACAG
Molecule: messenger RNA, 597 nt
Organism: Theobroma umbraticum
Lineage: Eukaryota; Viridiplantae; Streptophyta; Magnoliopsida; Malvales; Malvaceae
Product: UDP-galactose/UDP-glucose transporter 5B-like
Biological process (GO): 3'-phosphoadenosine 5'-phosphosulfate transport; transmembrane transport
Cellular component (GO): Golgi membrane; endoplasmic reticulum membrane
Molecular function (GO): 3'-phosphoadenosine 5'-phosphosulfate transmembrane transporter activity
Source: RefSeq, a predicted model, not a curated record